This is a messenger RNA of Lepisosteus oculatus (spotted gar), 3568 nucleotides long. Its product is annotated as leucine-rich repeat transmembrane neuronal protein 4. The record is from RefSeq and is a predicted model, not a curated record. Gene Ontology annotation, cellular component: extracellular matrix. Gene Ontology annotation, molecular function: protein binding. NCBI's taxonomy places the organism in Eukaryota, Metazoa, Chordata, Actinopteri, Semionotiformes, Lepisosteidae.
GGAGUUGAGCGGAGACAGACAGCCUUUAACAUUGCUUCUACACAAACGCCUGUUAUACCUCUGUCCUAUUUGGAACCGAACGAAAAGGAGAAAGAAAAGGAGAAGAAGGCGCAUUCAUUCAACCAGGACUGUUUGCCUGCAAACAGCGUUAGAUCGAACGAGUCGCGGACAUAAUUCGUUCUCAGGCCAGUGGCAGUGGAAUACGGACUUUCAGCCAGUGGCAUUCGAUUCGGAACUUAUGAUUUGUGGACGACUUUAUUCUUGCAAACCUAAACCCUCACCAGGAAAGUGAUCUUUACACAUCGUGGCAUUAGGGAUGGAUGGAACGGAAGGAAAGAAAUUAAGAAGUAGUAUCUGGCUUCCCUAAACUUUAUUUCGGAUUUGAUUUCAUUUAAUUCGUUUUCUGGUUCCUUCUCAUUAUUAUUUACAAUAUUAUUAUUAUUGUUGUUGUUAUUAUUAUUAUUCUUCCCGCGUCCCGAAUUUAGGGGAAAACUACUGUAGAUGCUCUUCUGUUUGCGGUGGAGGUCUGAGAGAUGCUGCAUGGCUGGAGGGAGAUCGUGGGAUUGAAAUCUGGGUGCGAGGCUGCACACACUUGCCGUACCUCAGGAACGCAACAGCGGGCAGGUGCACCCUGUGUGUGCGUGGAGGCGGCAGCGGGCGCUUAUCUGCUCUGUCGGGUCGGAUCGGGUUUAGAACCGGACCCUCAAAGGAGAGGUGCCUUGUGAGAAGAGUGCGUGUCAUGCAGACUCUGGAGUCGGGCGCUAGAAGGCUUUAGACCCGGGGAAAGGAGCCUGAUAUCAGAUUGCCAGUCAUGGGGUUCUUAAUGAGAGGUGGAUGGUUGGCUGUGUCUCUACUCCUUCAGGCCUGGCUUCUCGUGUCUCUCUGUCUGGGGGAAAGACCAUGCCCUAGGAGCUGCCGCUGUGAUGGGAAGAUUGUAUACUGUGAGUCUAAUGCCUUCCGUGACGUACCAAACAAUGUUUCGGCAGGCUGCCAAGGCCUCUCCCUCCGUUAUAACAGCUUGCUAAGCUUGCGAGCCGGCCAGUUUUCUGGCCUCAAUCAACUCAUUUGGCUUUACCUUGACCAUAAUUACAUCAACAGUGUAGACAGCAAUGCUUUCCAAGGCAUCCGCCGACUGAAGGAGCUCAUCCUGAGUUCCAAUAAGAUCACAGAGCUCCACAACACCACUUUCCAUUCUGUCCCCAACCUGCGUAACCUGGACUUGUCCUACAACAAGCUACAAGCUCUGCAACCUGGGCAGUUCCAAGGGCUACGCAAGCUGCUCAGCCUGCACCUGCGCUCCAACUCCCUAAAGAGCGUGCCUGUCCGAGUGUUCCAGGACUGCCGCAACUUGGAAUUCUUGGAUCUCGGCUACAACCGCCUACGUAGCCUGACACGCAAUGCCUUUGCAGGGCUGCUCAAGCUAACAGAACUACAUCUGGAGCACAACCAGUUCUCUAAGAUCAACUUUUCCCACUUCCCACGCCUUUUCAACCUGCGUGCACUCUAUUUGCAGUGGAACCGCAUCCGUUCCAUCAGUCAGGGUCUAUCCUGGACUUGGACCUCCUUGCAGAAGCUGGACCUUUCAGGAAAUGAUAUUCAAGUGGCGGAGGCCAGCAUCUAUCAGUGCUUGCCUAACCUUCAGACCCUUAACUUGGACUCUAACAAGCUCAGCAACGUCUCUCAGGAGGCAGUUGCUGCUUGGAUCUCCCUGACCACCAUUAGCCUUGCUGGCAAUGUGUGGGACUGCAGCCCUAGCAUCUGCCCCCUGGUAUCCUGGCUCAAAAACUUCAAGGGGAACAAGGAGACCACCAUGAUUUGUGCUGGUCCCAAGGAGGUGCAAGGGGAAAAAGUGAUGGACGCUGUGGAGGCUUAUAGCAUUUGUAAAGAGACACCUGCACCUUCUACUGAAAAGCCUCUCCCUCCUGCCCAGACUCCACCAAAACCCAGGCUACCCCCAAAGCCUACUGUGCCCAAGCUGGGAGAGGAGGAGUCCCAAGGAGUCCUUCCAAGUCCCUCACCCUCAGGUGCUUCCACCUUAUCCCCGGAGCCAGAGUUCGAGCACGUCUCCUUCCACAAGAUCAUUGCAGGCAGCGUGGCACUUUUUCUCUCAGUGGCCAUGAUCCUCCUGGUGAUCUAUGUCUCAUGGAAGCGGUACCCAAGCAGCAUGAAGCAGCUGCAGCAGCACUCUAUGGUCCGCAAACGCAGGAAAAAGGCACGGGAGGCCGAGCGUACACUCAGCUCCCCCCUGCAGGAGUAUUAUGUGGACUACAAACCCACAAACUCUGAGACCAUGGAUGUGCUGGUUAACGGGACAGGACCCUGCACCUACACCAUCUCAGGCUCCAGAGAAUGCGAGAUCCCUCACCAGGUGAGUGCGCUGACCUUCUACAGGUACGAACAGCCAAUUGUGGACUACUGUCAGGCUCAUCAGCCUCUGCACCUCAAUGUGGGAUUUGAGGGAGCCCCCCAAAGCCUGGAGAAACUUGGGGGUCGGGAGCAUGGCACAAUACAGACUCUCACUAUCCCUUCUCGGGCUGCCACCUCCCUCACAGAUCCCCGGACAUCUCCACAGUGAAACUACCACACAAUGGAAAGGAUAUAUAAAGGACAUCGCACCUUCCUACCUUUCCAGAUGUUACUGUUUACCUGCUUGAUUUGAACCUGACUGGCUUUAUUAUUUAGAGGAUCACAGGCAGGUGGCAAAUGUGAUGAGGGUGUUGUUUUUUUGUGAGAACUGGCAACAGGCUUCCUUUGAGUAAACUGAAUGUGUUCUGCAGUUCUUCAAAGGGUACAUGCAACACACACCGCCACACAGUACAAAGCAUUCUGUAAUAAAAGAGAGUAGGAUCAUAUAUGUAUAAUAAAAAGUUUAUAAAAGGAAGGCAGAAAGUGGAAAAGUACUCUGUUUACAAAAGGGCAUACUGUACUGCAACAUGGAUAGUACCCAUUUUCCUGUUAUAAAAAAAUGUCAUUUUGUAAUUCAUUGUGGUUAAAAAUACAAGGUGACAAAAUCAUUGCAAGCUAUCUCAAAAAAGUAAUAUUUUAAAAUAUUAUUAGUCAAUGGAGCCAUCUUUAUUGCUCGAUGAUCAAUGUCUUUACUAAAGGCCUUUUUAAAAUUUGAAGAGUAAGCCCUUUUCUGUAGUGGAAGUGUGAGAGAUGUAUAUAAUAAAUACGCUUGGAAAAGAGGAAGAAAACAUGGGGAAAAAGAAGCUGAACUGCAGAACAACAAAAAAAGUUUGUUAGUCCUCAAAGGUUUCAUGUUGUUAGUUUUAAUAAGGCUGUCAAUCACUUGUUCUAAGGGAAUGAAACAAAUUAGUGAUUAUUUGAUUACGGGAAUUGAGCCGUUUGGAUUGAAAGAGGUUAAUUGGGGUGCAGCUGUUUAGAAUUUAUGUUAAAAAUAUGGAUUUGUCUUUUAAUUGUGUCAUUUAAAAUGUAAGGCCAAUAAUUAUUAUUAUUUGAGUGUGGAGCAACCUAUAUAGAUGUGCCCAGAUUCAAAAAACAUUUCAUUUAGAAUAAAAUGUUUUUUAAAAUUCCAUUUUUACAGAAAAAAAAACAAGUCAGAUCUGGA